Anopheles coustani is the source of this 1956-nucleotide messenger RNA. It is a transcript of the gene Fbxo42, whose product is annotated as F-box only protein 42. Bases 1 to 1956 code for a protein of 651 amino acids. The record is from RefSeq and is a predicted model, not a curated record. NCBI's taxonomy places the organism in Eukaryota, Metazoa, Arthropoda, Insecta, Diptera, Culicidae. The transcript has 2 exons. Gene Ontology annotation, molecular function: protein binding.
AUGACCGCAAGCAUUAACGAUUUGCCCAAUGAAAUACUCGAGUUUGUGUUCAACUUGCUUCCGCCCUACCAGGACUUGGAAUUGUGUGCUGCAGUUUGCAAACGAUGGAACCUGCUGGCGAAGAAUGUGAAGGCCCGGAAGAAAUUCACCUUGCAGAAGGGUUUGAUAGACUUCAACCUCUGCUGGAAAGAGAUCUUGAACGAAUCUACCCCCCAGAUCGCGGCUCGUUUCGCACAUGCCAGUUCGCUACAUCGACAUUCGAUGUACGUAUUUGGUGGUGCCUCAUCGUACGACACUACCUUCAACGAUCUGUGGAAGUUUGAUCUUUCCCGGCGCGAAUGGGUUCGACCGAUAUCGAUGGGAACGUAUCCCUCCCCGAAGGCAGGCGCCUCGCUGGUAUGCCAUAAUGAUCUGCUUAUACUGUACGGCGGAUGGAGGCACGCGUAUACCCCGUUUCAUAUGUGCACACUGAUCGACGAACUGCACAUGUACAAUAUAGGGGAGAACCGUUGGACCAUUGUCAACCCAACCUUCGGGCCACCACCAAUGACGGGCCAUUCGGCCACGGUACACCAUAACAAGAUGAUUCUGUUCGGCGGCUAUCAGAAGAAUAUGGAAAGUCUUAGCACAUCGAACGAUAUUUGGGUGCUUGAUUUGGACGAUCUUACCUGGAAGGAACCAGCGGUGUCCGUGUUGAAGCCGCCACCACGCUACGGGCAGUUUCAGAUGGCGAUCGGGGAGGAUCACAUUUUGGUCCUGGGAGGAACCGGUGGUGUGAAUCGUGUUUUCAACGAUGCUUGGCUGUUAGACAUGCAAAAUGAUACAUGGGUUUGGAAGAGGGUGAACAUCAAAAACAAAAGAGGUACCGUCACGCACAAUUGGUGCUAUCCGGCGUGCAACGUAGGGUCGAAGGUAAUUGUGCUGGGUCCAACAUCGCCCAACGAUUUUCAAAUCAUUCGUCCAAGCCGUCCCGCUGGACUUCAGCCACCGGCUGGUCAAAAUCGAAAUCGUGCUGCCAUGGGACCUGCUGUUCCACCUCCACCGCCACGAAUGGAACCGAACAUCCCACGUAAUAGUCAAAACAAAAGCCCAAGCUUGCCUCCCCCCCCUCCGGCAGCAGCAUCAGCUCCAACUCCUGCCCCAGCGCUCCCGGGACCGUCCAGUUCUAAUAAUAAUAAUGAAAAUGUAACAAAAUAUUCGGCACCAAGCAACGCUCCCACUGAUUCGGUCAAACCAGGACCGUCGGGCUUAAGGCCAACGAGUAGUCCAAAUAGCGGGGGAAUAUCUGCGAGACCUCUGCCCACGAUACGAAGUGCAUUCGCUCGGCAAUCAUCAGAAGAUGACCAUUUACCGAAACGGUUCAAUCAACAACCUCCGGAGCAACAUCACAUGAGUAUGGCCGCCUUCAGCGUUCCUCCGACAAACCCUCCACCAUCCGUCAGCUCUCGCGUACGGCCUGAUCGAGUACGAUUGUUGGAGGAAAAGUUGUCGGCUAUCCGGCGCCGCAAAGAAGCCGAACAGCAACAACCACAGCAGCAGCAGCAGCAGCAACAGCAACCAAAUGCUGUGCCGUCACCAUCCGACGAGCGUCAAAAGGUAACAGGAACCCAGGAUUCCAACCAAGGACAGAAUGAGAAUAAAACUCACGGUGCGUCCAACACCACGGAACGCGAACCCGUAACGCCCAAGCGCGUCAAACGCAAUGGGCUAGCCAUUUACGUGUGCGACGUAUCUAAUCUGUUACCAACCGGUGGAGAGGAACCGUCUAUCGAAUGGCACGAGCCGAAAAAUAGUGGCCUAAUUGAAGGAGCUCCGGAUCACUACACAUUUUCGACCAUGGUGAGCGGCAACGGAGAACUGAUUGUGUUUGGCGGUCUCAACAAGAACAACAAAUCAGAGAACCUAUGCGUGUCUAACUCCGUGCACCUUCUCACUGUUCCAACGACGGUUGUUUAA